AUGCAGCAUAAGAACAUCCUCAUGUUGCUAGAUGUAGUGAACAAGGAGAGAUCAGUGCAUCUUGUUACGGAGCAUGUGGAACUUGACCUGAGGAAGUUUAUGGAUACUUCUCCAGAGAUUGUCAAGACGCCGAGCGAUUUUCUGCAUGGGAUUCUGAGUGGUCUCGAUUAUUGUGAUUCGCAUAAUAUUCUCCACCAAGGUUUGAAUCCUGGGAGUUUGAUGUUAGAUCAUCGUCGUCAAAGCACAGUGAAGAUAGCUGGCUUUGGAUCAGCUAGGACAUUUGGUGUUCCUGCUAACGCGUAUACUGAAGGGGGUAAGUUAGUUCAGCUUCAUUGUCGGCAGCAAUGGGACAAGGCGUCAGUGAAGGAGGAGGGUGAGAAAAGAGAGUCAGUGGUCGAGAGAAGAAAGAUCAGCAUUACUUUGUCUGCAAUAUAUCUUUUAAUAGGCUCUUUUGCUUCUGUUCUCUUCAAUUGGAAAGAAAUAAACAGUUUGAUAUUGUUGGUUGAUUUAGACCGAACAACCUGA
Molecule: messenger RNA, 525 nt
Organism: Camellia sinensis
Lineage: Eukaryota; Viridiplantae; Streptophyta; Magnoliopsida; Ericales; Theaceae
Source: RefSeq, a predicted model, not a curated record